UAUUGGGAUAGAUAGAUACAUAGAUUGAGAUAGAUUUUGAGAUAGAUAGACAUAGAUGGAUGGAUAGGUACAUAGAUUGAGAUAGACAUGGAUGGAUAGGUAAUUUAGAUGGAUGGAUAGAUUAUUGAGAUAGAUACAUAGAUAAGAUAGAGAGAUAGAUUCUUGUUUUACAUAUAGUCUUGUUUGACAUUCUUUAUUUACAUAUACAGAUAUAUAUAUAGCCUGGCCUAUAUAUUUUCCUCCAGCGCAAGCCCUGCCUUUAAAGCCUCUCAGGGGCUGGGGCCUUUGGCUCGGGGAAGUGGCUUCAGCGCCUGGAUCUGGGUCCCCUUUGCCUGCCUUUGCGCUGCGGAAACGGUGCGCUUUGUCCGGCUUUAACCGCCCGGGCGCCUGGGGUUCGUCCUUCUGUCUGUAAAGAAGGCUUAAGUAUCUCUAGGAUGGAGCCGGGGCAGUUCAAGCAUCGCAGAGGACGGUCUAGCCGCUGAACGACAAGUAGCUGUAUGGCAACUCUAUGGCGCGAGCGCGCUGUGACGCGCCGGAAGUUCCUCGGCGCCGCGGCCCUAGCAACGGCGUCCCUAGCAACCGUAGGCCCGAGCCUGCGAGGAGGAUGCAGACGGAGCGCGUGGAGCCGCUGUCUCUGCCUCGCGGGCGGAGGCUCUUCUGCGAGCUCUGCCUGGGCCCAGCCACCGUCCGCUGCGGCGCCUGCGGGGUCACCUACUACUGUGAGGUGGAGCACCAGAGCGCCGACUGGAUCAGCGUCCAUGAGAAGAUCUGCCAGCUGCUCCUUCCGCUGCGGACGGCAUCGCCUUUUUACAAUUCGGUGAAGGAGAGAAAACACGGCCAGGAGCAAAAGAUAAGCAGAGAGAGGUUUCUGGCAGAGUUUACAUACACCAUCGCCCAGAAUUACCUGUUUGAAGGCAAACAUGAGGAGGCCAUCCCAGCCUCUCUGCACUCUCUCAAGUUCAGCAUCAGCGUUUAUGGCUCAGAUUCUGUGGAAUUGGUGCCGGCGUACCUCAUCUUGGCCGAGGCAAGCCUAGGCCUUGGUCAUGUCUCCCAAGGAGAGGAAUACCUUUCACAAGCUCUCUGGAUUGUCCUCAAGAACCCUAACUGCAACAGUGCUAUUCAGUCAAAGCUCCAUCGUAACAUGGGUCUCCUCCAUGCUGCCAGGGGGAACUUUGACGACUCUCUGUACCAUCUGGCUAAUGAUAUAUACUUUGCCUCCUGUGCUUUUGGGACAAACAAUGUCGCUACAUCAGGAGGUUAUUUCCACAUGGCCAACGUUUUUCUCCGUAAGAACGUAGUGGACGUUGCAAAUUCCCUCUACGCUGAGGUUGUUGAUAUUUGGCACAAGCACUUCAGCCACUUGAUCGACCUGCGCUAUCAGGCGAUGACGACCCCGGCUCAGCUUGACAUAUUUGCUACUGAAGAACAGGAGCCCGCCGAAAAGACCCUGGAUGAGCAGGAACAAUCUGAAGCGACUCAGAUGUUAAACGCCAUCUUAGAAAUCGAAGAGCAGUCCUCAAAACCACAGCUGGCCAGGAUAGUCAAAGUGGUCCAUGCUCUGGCUAUGCUUCACUACUUGAUCCUGGAUCUGCCAAAGGCUCAGGAACUUGUGGCGAGAGUUCAACGAAUGAUGAAGCAACUGCCCAAAGCAGCACCCAAUGAGUCCCUUCGACACUUGGUCAAACUGCUGAAAGCCAAACCCAUUUAUGCCAAAUAGGAGCCCUCUGCAACUACUUCUCAUUCACAUGUGGAGACGCAUCAGCUGGAAAAGUCCAUAUCCUGACGUUUAUGCCACACUGAAAGACUGGGUCGGCCACAUGGUGCAAAACCAGUAACUCUAAAAAGGUUAUGCAAGCAAGCCAAGUUGCAUAGUGAAAGACGACAGACAAGGACUGUGACUGCUGCUGCAUUGUAAAGGUUUGGACAGAAGUGAGAGAGAUCUGUCAUUUAUGUAUCCAGCGUUCUUAGCUCCACAGUUGUGGUAUAGGGUUAUCCAGUGAAGAAAUGUACAGCUAUAAAAAUUAAAUGACACUUUCUUAGUUUUCA
Molecule: messenger RNA, 2046 nt
Organism: Sceloporus undulatus (fence lizard)
Lineage: Eukaryota; Metazoa; Chordata; Lepidosauria; Squamata; Phrynosomatidae
Gene: ZMYND12
Product: zinc finger MYND-type containing 12
Exons: 9
Coding region: 509-1717 (402 amino acids)
Molecular function (GO): protein binding
Source: RefSeq, a predicted model, not a curated record